This is a messenger RNA of Colletotrichum phormii, 1521 nucleotides long. RefSeq lists its product as uncharacterized. The transcript has 2 exons. The record is from RefSeq and is a predicted model, not a curated record. NCBI's taxonomy places the organism in Eukaryota, Fungi, Ascomycota, Sordariomycetes, Glomerellales, Glomerellaceae. The coding region runs from base 1 to 1521 and encodes 506 amino acids.
AUGCAGACCCGAAUACCUCUACCACGUCCAGUGCAGCCGUUGCAUGUCUACCGUCACCUGCUGCGCUCUGCCACCUACUUUCCUCCCUCCAUACGGCCCUUCCUCGAUCAUCGCAUACGAACUACCUUCCGAAACGAGCGAGAUCGAAUGGCAGAAAGCGAGCUUAAAAUCCUCGAGUCCCUCAACCCAGCAGAAGAUCGAGAGAAGGAGGAGGACCGCCGCAAAAAGGUCCUUGCCGACGCAAAACACAAGGUUCCUGCGCUCCAGGCUGCCGUCGAAGGCGAUCAGGACCGCCUACGACGUGUCAUGUGGCAUGUUUUUGGCCGACUUGGCAAAUCCCGCCGCGAGCUUAUGGCUUCGUUUGUCCUCAAGGGGUCGGACCCGAAUGCCGACCCCGCCAAGCUAGAAGAGCUCGCAAGGAAAAAGGAGAUGCAGAGAGAGAUGAUGAAAAAGCGCGCCAAAGUCCACCCAUGGAACCGCACAUACACCUGGGACGAGCCCACGCCCUGGCUUCGGCAGCAUCUCAGUCCCAUGGAAGAAAAUUGGGACCUCCCCAAGCUGGAUCGAUACCUCAGGUCGCAAAAGAGUCACCAACGUAACAUAACGGGCGCCGCCUUUCCUAGAGGCACAAUUGGCGAUCUCGAUCCAACAAAAGACGUACCCGAGCAGGACGGCUGGGGCCGUCCAGUUGCAUUGCGGAGAGUGACCAAACUCACAAGAAAGUUCUGGAAGGCCCAGGCCGACAAAAUCAUGCCCCCGGUAUCACAGGAAGAGUGGGAGUCCUUGGAGCAACUCGCAUCCGGAGAGGCGCCUCCCGAGAUGUACAAGAUGUUAAAACGAAGGCGUAUCGCUGGUCCUCCUAUGAGAGCCCCCGAAGAUUGGCAAUCUUCCGCCCAUAUCCCUGUCCGCGACGUCGAGAGAGCUGGUCAACGAAAACUCGAACUGCUCACCGGCAAGAAGGACCUUGGUCCAUUUUCGCAAGCACGUCGCCUCCUUGUUGAAUACGGCAGUAAGACGGGUCGGCUUGGAAUUAAGGAGAGCGAACGCCCCAUCUUCUCCAGGCGCGCUGUGCGGCGCGAAUAUCUCAAGAUGUGGCAGGCAACCUCAUAUAUGAAGGGGCCCGCAAACAAAGCGGCAAGGCCUGUGUGGGGUCGCGUAGAACCAAAGUUGCCCGUGGUCACUGCGGCACACCAUCAUUUCUUCGAGGGCGUCGAUGCUCAGGGGCGCAUGCCGAAGCCAGAGUCACCCAAGUCUGCAACGACCAGCAGCCCUAUGCCUGACGGUGAGAAAGCCCACCCUAAGGGUUCAAAGCAAGUCAGUUCCGGUGGUGAAGCCGGCGCGACCAGCGAGCCUCGGUCCAAGUCGCCUGAUUCCGAGAAGUCCAGAACACCAGGCGACUUUGAAGCAAAGCCUCGCGACUUCAAACCCCCAAAGCCAUAUAGACCUCCACGUGAAGUUGACUCCACGCCAGGCAGCUUCGGAAACUUCAAAUUUUCUAAGCCCAGAGAUUCCAGGCCGUGA